Diuraphis noxia (Russian wheat aphid) is the source of this 3009-nucleotide messenger RNA. RefSeq lists its product as uncharacterized. The record is from RefSeq and is a predicted model, not a curated record. Gene Ontology annotation, biological process: regulation of transcription by RNA polymerase II. NCBI's taxonomy places the organism in Eukaryota, Metazoa, Arthropoda, Insecta, Hemiptera, Aphididae. Gene Ontology annotation, molecular function: DNA-binding transcription factor activity, RNA polymerase II-specific; RNA polymerase II transcription regulatory region sequence-specific DNA binding. Gene Ontology annotation, cellular component: nucleus.
UUACUUUAUUAAUAGUUGAUAAUAAUUAUAGAUGAAUGGUAAAUUUGUAAUUUGGAUUUGCCUGAUUUGGACUUUGGAGUUUUGGACUCCUUGGAUUUGGAGGUAGUUCUCGGCGUUCUCGCUGUGAACGUGGUAACGCUUAUCGCUUCUACGCAUGCGCCUAAAUUAUACUUAUACCAGACUGAAUGAUUGUGCAUGGUUAACAGCGUAAAAUGUAAAUACGCAAUUAUUAUAUUAUCAUGUCACGGUGUUAAUGAAUAUUUCUUACAAGUUUCAAAGAAAUUAUGAACUAACUUGUCUCAUAAAUUAGUAUAUAGUGUGUUGUUUUAGAUUUCAACGUUAUUAUUGCUUUGUUAAAUUGACCUUUUAUAAUAACAAUAUACAUCAAACAUCAACGUCACUGUAAUAAACUAAUGAUAUUAGUCGUCAUCGCACCACCCAACCCCGCCGGCCAUAUAUUAUUCUCAUUGGUCCGUUGCCCAACCGACAAAUACCAAUACAAUGUUGUACCGGAUUUUGGUUAACCUUGCUUAACCAAAAUGGUUAACAACUACAUCCUAAUCGUCGAGUCAAUAAUGGCGGUACAGACAUUCAUCUGACGUCGGUAACGAAACACAACUGUCGUUCUAUUAUCCGCGUUGUAGUGGUCACUGAUUCAAUAACAUUUCUGAAGUUACUAACGCGUUUAGGCGGUACAUUUUAAAAAUUCAGUGCCAGUUCCGGUGGUCGUGGUCGUUGGCAAGUUGUCUUCCCGAACUAUAUCACGACAACGAUUAUCGAAACACGUUUUCAUGGAGAGCGUCCCAUGCCCACUUUGUUGUGAAGAUAGGUUCUCCAACCAAGACUUGUUGAAAUAUCAUUUGUUAAGUUUGACCACAAAUAUCCUGUGCCCCUUCUGUGGAAAACAGUGCGAUGAUAUCAACUCAUUGGUCGUGCAUUUGGAUAAAAUUUGCACCGAAAAAGAAGAUGAAGUUAAUAAAUCCGUGCAAGACAACAAUGAAAUGAUCGUCGUAUAUCCAGAUGAUGAUGAACCUGAACCGGAACCAGAAAAUGAAAUCGGAGAAUUCGAUAAUCUUGUGGGUGAAGAGGAUUAUCAGAAUGAUGAACGGCAAACUGAUACUGAUGCAGAAACUGGAGUUAAGAAAUUUAUUGAAGAAUUUACUAUUGAUGACCCAAAUAGAAUAUUGCGACCACCAGAAACGACAGAAACAGAAAUUUCCAAAGAACCACAUCCUUAUCAUUGUUCUGAAUGCAAUAUACAUUUUCCAUCAAUUCAGGAACAUAUCAAUAAUUGUCACAAAGGCCAAGAAGUUGUGUUUCAGGUAAUUGAAGAUAAUGACCAAAAUAAUGCACUAAAGGACAGUCCUGAUACCACUGGCGAACAGAUUCCUCAGAUAGGAACUUGGAUUAAAUGGGGCAACGGCUACUUUUAUACAAACAAUAAAGAUGUAGCAAUGAAACAUUUAGCUGAUAUUAAGUCAGAAGAAACAACAACUCUAGAAACUAUUCCUGACGAUUUUGUUAAAUCAAAAGAUGAAAAUAUAAAAACCAAAAGCAAUGUGCAUCAAAAUUAUACCAGCAUAUUAUCUUCCAAUAUUUAUUCAAAUCAUUGCAUCACGGAUUCAUAUGGUGAUCGAUAUUUUGAUGUUCCUGUUUAUUUACUUAAUCAAGUUUCUGAGAAGGUUAAUGAUUACUUCCAAGUCGAAGCUCGUAAAUUGAGUUUCAAGAAACGAAUCCGUCUGAUACGAUUAAAAUCUAAUGAUGAUGUAUUUGAUAUUGAGCAAAUAUUAUUUCAAAAUAAACCAACUAAUUCCAACAUUAUUCCAAUAUUAGAAAUAGCAGUUGAAUGUAAUGAAUACUCUCAAUUAGACAACUUGGAGAAUUGUUUUUUGUUAACUUGGAAAUGUAUAGCAUGUAAUGUAAAAUCUGACCAUUGGUCUAAGUUAAAUAAACAUAACUGCACAGAAGAUGAUGCAAUGGCGCUCAAGUCUAAAAAAAAUAAUGAUUGUAAAAGUCCAGCCAUCCGAAAUAAUAGUCGCACAAUUCCUAAUGUUCGAUCAAAGCAUAUUUGUCCACAUUGUGGUGGGGAAUUUGAUUCAGAAGGUUACUUAAGAACACAUCUCAUGGUACAUGUAAAUGAUUCAAAUAAAUGUCUAUUUUGUGAUCAACCAGUAGCACCUGAGAUGAUGGAAACACAUUUAAUUGCUCAUCAAAAUCCAGAAUUUUCUAACCUAAAAUUUCUAUGCAAUGUAUGCAAUAAAUGUUAUGAUUCGGAAUUUCGUCUCCGGUGUCAUCAAAGAGCACAUGAAAUGCGGCGUAAACCUCGUGAAAUAUUAGUUUGUGAUGUUUGCAAUGCCCAAUUUAAUGAUAAAAACUCUUUGAAACAUCAUGCCAUUACUCAUAUUGAACCCCCUGAACGUUUACGCCGAUUACAUGAAUGCCGUUUUUGUGGAAAAACUUUUGUUAAACCUAUCGAGAAAGUUAACCAUGAAAGGGUGCACACAGGUGAGAAACCUUUUGCUUGUCCAGUAUGUGGUCGUUGUUUCAGGCUCAAAGAUCUCGUACAAAAACAUAUGCGUGUACAUACCAAAGAACGCCCUUAUAAAUGCCGUCAUGAAGGUUGUGAUAAGACGUUCAGUGCAUCAAGCAGUAGAGUCAAUCAUGAACAAGGUCAUUCUGGUAUCAAGCAAUUUAAAUGUUUUUACUGCCCUAGAUAUUUUAAGAAUUGGGUGUCGAGAAGUAAUCAUGUCCAAGAGCAUAUGGUUAAGCACAAAUGUGACAUUUGUGAUCGUUCAUUUGUGUCAUUUUGUAAUUAUAAGAAACAUUUGAAAAUGCACGCAGAUGGUAGGCUCAAAUUCAGUUGUGUACUAUGCCGUCAAGCAUUUGGAAGACAACUGUUUUUAGAUAAUCAUCUGAGUAGAGAACAUGAAAUGAAAUCAAAUAAAGAAGAAAAUAUAACUGAAUAGUUUUUAAUUUUAUAUAAAAAAUAUAAAAUUUUAGUGUAAUCAA